Solenopsis invicta (red fire ant) is the source of this 1351-nucleotide messenger RNA. RefSeq lists its product as uncharacterized. Lineage: Eukaryota; Metazoa; Arthropoda; Insecta; Hymenoptera; Formicidae. The transcript is spliced from 4 exons. The coding region runs from base 39 to 815 and encodes 258 amino acids. The record is from RefSeq and is a predicted model, not a curated record.
GGCUGCACUCGACGUUGAAAAGCACUCGGAUAGCACAAAUGCAUCUCAUUACUUCGCAGACGGUAGAAAGUCGAGGAUAUCGAGAAGCCAAAAAGGAAAGUGUUAACUCUUCGUCCAGUUCAAUUGUCCGUAAGAUAAUUUUGGACAUGAGGGCCACACCAGCAGAUUCAAUCGCACUGAUUCUUCUACCCUUCGCGCUGUUCUUCGUGCAAGUCAUCGGUAACAGCAAUGAGCGGACGUUCAUAAAACCAAAUGGCCAGAAGCCGCAAUUCGUCUCGUUCGACACUAAAGGAGGAGAGGUCGAAAUCAAUUGGGAUGUGUCAGUGCCUUUCUUCACAAUACCGCUGAAUCACAUAGGCGAGAAUGGAGAGGUGUUACCACUGCUUAAUGUUAACACGAGAGGAUUGUCGAUCGCUGGUGUAUUAACAGCCAUUCUCACGUUAGCGGUGCCCCUCUUGUCGAAGCCAUCAGGCCCGGGCAUGAAUUAUCGGAGUCUCGACUCCCAGUGGUUGCAAAUGGGUGAUACGAUAAACGAGAUCGUAUUUAGCAAUCGGUUUAUCACACCCUGUGUGCAGCGCAUCGUUUGCACCGUCGUUUCCGAGGCGAAACAUUCCGAUAGUCCUUCGAGUACCGACAAGAUCAUCGAUGGCCUGUCAAGUCACAAGUGGUUUAAGGAUUUCACGAACGGCACAAUACUUCAGGAAGCUAUUAGGAUAGGGCAAGAAGGGAACCACGACUGCGGCCACGUUUACAAGGAUUGCUUCGUGACACCAAAGAUCCUUAAAAAUGUGAUGGUGCAAUUCGGUGCAAUUUGAUGUCGCGACGUUCAACGUUCUGCAAUUGUAAAUUGUAUUAUUGAUCGCGAGGUGGGAUUUGGUACCCUUUUAUGGUCACACACCUUCUUAUUGCAUGCAAAACAAACGGUGCAUCGCGAAUGGCUUUAAAAAAAUUUUGCAAAAUACCCCUCUGAGUUUGCGAAUCUGUCUCACGUUCAAUUUUGAAACCAUUCGCGGUGUAACAAGCGAGUUACAUCAGGACAGUUGAUCUUCAUUAUCCUGAUACACGAGGUGUGAAAUUUCGUGGCGUUUAAGAGAAACCUCGUAGCGUAUUUAGAUGACGCGCUUUCACUUUUCCUUUUACACAAAUCGUUAGAAAAUCACUGCUAUUUUAACAAACAUAACGAGUCUAGUGUCAUAUACGUAGAUUCAUUCCGUCAAUUUCGCUUAAAAUAAAUGAUUUUAAUUUCUUUGUAACAACGUGAAUAAAAUUACAAAGAUUUGCACCUAUGGGAUUUUUGCACGUUUCUUCUUCUGAAAAAAUUCGAAUUUUUUUGAAAAUUAAAGACAUCUGA